Messenger RNA from Polypterus senegalus (gray bichir), 3154 nucleotides. Its product is annotated as voltage-dependent calcium channel gamma-3 subunit-like. The transcript has 4 exons. NCBI's taxonomy places the organism in Eukaryota, Metazoa, Chordata, Cladistia, Polypteriformes, Polypteridae. The coding region runs from base 809 to 1732 and encodes 307 amino acids. The record is from RefSeq and is a predicted model, not a curated record. Gene Ontology annotation, molecular function: voltage-gated calcium channel activity; channel regulator activity. Gene Ontology annotation, cellular component: postsynaptic density membrane; AMPA glutamate receptor complex. Gene Ontology annotation, biological process: postsynaptic neurotransmitter receptor diffusion trapping; neurotransmitter receptor internalization; transmission of nerve impulse.
GAAGGAGGGGCCGGAGGCGCUCAGAAGGCGGCGGGAUGACGGAGCGACUCAUCCAUUCAGCGCCGCGGCAGCGCUGAGGGCGCAGGAGAGAGCGGAGCUGAGAGAGCACGAGAACUGAGCGGCGGUCGGGAGAAGCGGAGGAGCCGGACAGAUCAGCGCAGGACGGAGCGCUGAAGAGAGCAGGGCACCGUGAGAGGGCGGGGCAGCGGAGACAUCGUAAGUGUGAGAGCGCAACGGAAAAGAGAGAAGAAGAAGAGGAAGAAGAAGGCAGAGGGCUGACUGGUCACUGCUGAAUACAACUAAUCUGUGUGGUGUCACCAGCCCAGGCGAGCGAGCUUGACGAGCAUCUGGGCGCUUGAUUUCCAGUGCCGCCUCACUCUGAGAAUGCCCAAUUGACCAGCCGCGGAUCUACCAAGAAUGUCUACUUUAUCAACAAUUGGCACAUUGUGGAUGAGCGUCUUUCCGGUAGUGGACACCCUGAAAAUAACAGGCAGUAGAGCAGAGAAUAUGCUAAAGUUGCACGAAUAAUCAGAGCGCGGAUCCGCGAGAGAAGCGUGGAGGCGCUCGGAGACGGAGGGAGCUGUCCACUUCAGCACCACGGCGGCAAUUUCUUUCAUGAGGAAGGGGCGAACUGAUUCCAGCAGGCGGAAUAUUCUAUCAGCGAGUGGACUUCGUUCUUCUUCGAGUGGGAGCGACAUUUUGGACACCCCCCAUCUAGAUCCCCCACAGCCCCGAAGUGAUGUCAGCCUUGAGGUGCACCGCCCCCUGCCGCGGGCCCCCGUGUGUGGUACCCGCACUAUGAGGAGAAAUGGGGGCGUGUAACCGCGGAGUCCAGAUGCUCCUCACUACCGUGGGCGCGUUCGCCGCUUUCAGCCUGAUGACCAUCGCUGUCGGCACAGACUACUGGUUGUACUCUCGGGGUGUCUGCCGGAGUAAAUCCAUCGGCGACAACGACACGAGCCGCAAAAACGAGGAGGUGAUGACCCACUCGGGAUUGUGGAGAACGUGCUGCCUGGAAGGCUCUUUCAAAGGCAUCUGCAGAAAAAUCAGCCACUUCCCCGAGGAUGCCGAGCACGAGCAGGACGCCGCCGAGUACCUCCUCCGUGCCGUGCGUGCAUCCAGCAUUUUUCCGAUUCUUAGUGUGGGGCUGCUGUUUUGUGGAGGACUCUGCGUCGCUGCCAGUGAAUUCUACAAAAGCCGUAAUAACAUCAUUCUCAGUGCUGGCAUAUUCUUUGUAUCUGCAGGGCUCAGUAACAUCAUUGGCAUCAUUGUGUACAUCUCGGCCAACGCAGGAGUUCUAGGGCAGAGCGACUCCAAAAAGAGCUACUCCUAUGGCUGGUCCUUCUACUUUGGCGCUCUGUCCUUUAUCAUCGCGGAGAUGGUGGGAGUCACAGCAGUGCACAUGUACAUUGAGAAGCACCGGCAGCUCCGUGCCAAGACCCACUCCGACUUCUUUAAGAAGCCUAUCUUCAGCCGUAUCCCAACGUACCGCUACAGAUUUCGCCGGAGGUCAAGUUCACGUUCCACCGAGCCACAAUCCCAGGAUACACUACAAGCUGGCAAAGGCUUCCCCGGAGCUACGUCUACAGACAUAUCCAUGUAUACUUUGUCGCGGGACCCCUCCAAAUCCACUAUGGGAACCCUUCGAAACUCUGACAGGGAAUUGCUGCAGGUGAACUCACUCGCCAAAGAACUGAAAGAGCCUGCAAAUAGGAGGACCACCCCGGUGUGAGAAGGCACAGCUCCCCCUGGUGGCCCAGCUGCUAAGCCCUUGGUGCUUCCUUCUUUAUCCUGUUCAUUUUCACUCCCCCGCUUUUCCUUGGCUCUGUGCUCAAAGCCCUCCAGAGGUCAGGGUUUACAUAUCCCUUCUCACGAACCUCAAAGUCACCUUCACUUCAGUGUACGUAGUGCUCUGGUUUGGGAAGAUCCCUGAAGUUAUGUGGACGUUUCAAGGCGAGACUGCGGACAUUUUAAUCCUGUUUAUACUGGAAUUCUGAUGAGGUGUAGCACAAGGACUUCAUCGCUGCCCGAUAAUUCUCGUAUGGCUCAAAUGACAGAGCAGCACUUCUGAGAAAUCAGAUUAGCAUUCCAGUCCAUCAAUCGACCAAUCAAUGUUUAUUUUAAGAAGCACCUUUGAUGUCAUCCUCGCGACAUCCCGGUUUCGUCGUGCUUUAAACGUCUGCACGUCUUGCCAGUCUCCAUGUGUCACCACGUCCCUGGACCUUCGCUUCGGUUUCCACACCUCCGUGUCACAAUGUCCCUGAUUUUCAGCAUCGCUUGUCUCGGCGUCUGCGAAUUUCACAGUUUUCAUGUAUCAUUAACACUGUGAUUUCAUGGUCGCUCCCUUCUUUCUUGUCAUCUCAGCUUCUUAUUGUCUCCAUAUUUUGGGGUCUUCGUGUUUGUUGGUGUUUUAGAGUCUGAGAAUCGUAUUGACUCUGUGUCCUGACAAUUCCGCGCGCCACUGUGAGUGACUCUGUGUCUCAGUCAAUCUCCAUGUUAUACGGCGUCUUUCACACCGAGCACCAUCACAAGGUGUUUUACAAAGCACACGAUUAUACAACUGAAAGCAGCACAAAAUAAUAAGACUGAAUUUAAGACAAAUUGCAGGGAACCGUGUCCAGUCCCGGCCCUGGUCACUAAAUACUGUGAGAUAACCGUGGUCUGAAACUCUCCCUCGCACUUGGACAUAUCACGCAGCAGUAGUGUGGAUGACGAGAUGCCGAUCUCUCAAUUCACCCACUCGCUUCCUCCAGUAGACCAAGACUAAUUUACCUUUUAAGGGCUUUUGUUUUAAAUGAAGGGCUGUUCAUUUAUUUAGUUAUUUUUGGCACCUGUGAUUAAAGAUGAUGCUGCAGCCCUGCUCAGACGGGCGGUGAGAGUGAGCGGCGGUGGUGCGGCGCCCUCUGGUGGUCGCUCCGGGAAAUGCUGCGCUGUGGAAUGAACGGAGGAAAAGUCGGGAGGAUUUUUAUUUCAGGGAUCUCAAAAUGACCAAGUAAGACCAAGCACAGUGGUGUCCUACCCUCUUUGUCGUGACCAUAUUCUCACAUGGGUGCAUGACCGUCCCAAACGGGCUGAACUGCUCCUCUGUGUAAACAUCCUUUCCUGACACAGAAUUUGAAAUAAACAAAUAACGCAAAGAAGACGUUUUCCUCUU